This is a messenger RNA of Exserohilum turcica Et28A, 1524 nucleotides long. RefSeq lists its product as uncharacterized. The transcript has a single exon. The record is from RefSeq and is a predicted model, not a curated record. Lineage: Eukaryota; Fungi; Ascomycota; Dothideomycetes; Pleosporales; Pleosporaceae. Bases 1 to 1524 code for a protein of 507 amino acids.
AUGGAGCUCUCCGACUCUACAUCUACCGCCACCACCCCGUUUGCACAUACACCCGAUAAUGAUGGAACAAACCAAGAUAAUUCAGCUGCAACGCCGCAGAAACAUGUCCAGCACAGGACCAAAGCCCCCACAACUGGAAAGCGCCCACAGUUCAUGCAGCACAUUCCAUCCAACGAGUACGCAUUUCCCGCCGGAGGAGUCAUCAACGCCACCAUAGUCGACAUCAUCGUUCUACUCCCCCAAUGGUUCCGUAACCCGGGUAUCCUGUUUCGCCUACUGAACAAUAACAUCACAUCGGGGGUUCACUUUGCCAUUCUGGACGAGCACCGACAUCUCAACAUCCACCACACUGACGAGGUCGAGCGCGCACGCGACCAUCUCUCCGACACAUAUCGCAGGGUGAUGCGGAAAGUGGAACCAGGGUGGACAAAGGCGCGGCACCGGGCGCCAGAAGACUGGGACGAGUUCGCCAUGUCCAUCCACAACUUUGUGCCCGAGGCUGCAGACAAAGUCCGAUACAUAGUACCGCCAUCCAUCCCGUUCCGCGAUCUCGCCACGGGUCUGAAGAAGCUGCCUCAGGGCGCUGACGCAGGCGAUCUCACGCGUGCACUGGCGUACGCAAUGCAGAACCAAAAGGUCGAUGGCUACGGCCAUGUGUCAGAGUUCAUGUUCCCUGAUGAUAUCCACGUCGUCUUGGAGCUUGCGGGUAGGACUCACAUCACGCAGGACCAUCUUGAUCGUGUCGUGGUGACGAGAUACGCGCUUGCUCUCCGCAGUGCAGAUACCGCGCGGCGCAAACAAGUCACUGAAGACCGGCAGAUGCAGGAGAAUGGAGCGGGGAAUAUUGGAACACAGGCUGUGUGUGUGGAUCAGCCAUAUUCAGUACCGUCUGCGCAGAAUGCAGUAGGCCACAGUCUGUAUCAGGCGUCGUAUGGGGACAUGCCCGUGCAAACGUAUGCUCCGCAGCAGAUGCAGGCCGCGCCCAAUUUUUCAAAAAUGCAGGGUGUCUAUCACGGAAUGACUUCUCGGCAUAUUGGGCCCCUCAUGCCUAUCUCUACACAGCAAUGGCGAACCCCUGGAUACUCGAUUCCAGGCACUGAGCUCGGGCAGUACAGCUUCAGUCAUUCACAUGCCCAAGAGCGAGCUCGAUCACACGCACAAGUAGCUGCAGCAAGCAUAGCAUCUGAACUGGUGGCGCGGGGCAGCGAGGCAGCCGCUGUAGGGUUUCCCGGGAUUCCGGACGUCUGCACGUACGACGAGGUUGGAACCCAGCAUCAGGCCUGGGACUCAGCCGAUAUGUUGCAGUUUCCGCAGGACUGGACUGGCGAGCAGCAAAUGGAGGCGCUCAUGGCUGCGAACCAGACUCUGGAUACGAGUGGCUUGCCCACGCCGUUUUCGUCGCCACCACAGCACACAAGCUGGAUGCAGCAACAAGCCAUGGACGCUACUGGUCUCUCCCCGCCUCCACAAACCACAAAAGGCGUCGACGAGAAUGGUCUCAGCCUUCCCUCGCAUGAUUUGUGA